Molecule: messenger RNA, 452 nt
Organism: Callorhinchus milii (elephant shark)
Lineage: Eukaryota; Metazoa; Chordata; Chondrichthyes; Chimaeriformes; Callorhinchidae
Product: beta-microseminoprotein A1
Exons: 4
Coding region: 96-452 (118 amino acids)
Source: RefSeq, a predicted model, not a curated record
CUAUAACCGCGGGUUCCAAACCUUCCCUUUCACUGCGGUUUCAAGGCUGAAGGACAGUAAUUGCCGACUCCGACAGCGUCCGGCUGACGGGGGCCAUGAACGUGCUGUUGUGCGGAGCUUUGCUGAUCGUGUGGGUCCCUCUGUCCGAGUCCGCUUGUUAUAUGUUUCCUGACCACAAAGAGAAACAGCCCAUCGGGUCAGCCAAAGCGAGCGACUGUAUCGACCCCCACGACAAAUCCGAGCAUCUAACGGGGACAACAUGGAUCAACAGCAUGUGCCAGACCUGUAGCUGUGUCCAGUGCAAGACGUUGUGCUGCGAUCGGGUCCUGCUACCCAGAGGCUAUUCAGAGGACUGCGUGGCAACCUUCAACAGGAAGAAAUGCCGGUACACCGUUCACCAGAAGGAAAACCUUUCCGCCCAAUGUAAGACACAGUACUAUGUUGGAAAAUGA